Cucurbita maxima (winter squash) is the source of this 2056-nucleotide messenger RNA. Its product is annotated as pentatricopeptide repeat-containing protein At2g13600-like. Gene Ontology annotation, biological process: RNA modification. Bases 365 to 1891 code for a protein of 508 amino acids. The transcript has a single exon. The record is from RefSeq and is a predicted model, not a curated record. Gene Ontology annotation, molecular function: RNA binding; protein binding. NCBI's taxonomy places the organism in Eukaryota, Viridiplantae, Streptophyta, Magnoliopsida, Cucurbitales, Cucurbitaceae.
AUUACUCGAAGCCCCCGACUGCACCGUUCUUCGGCGGAGGAAAAUUCCAGUCGGGAAGCAUUUCUCCGAGUACGAAUGAUCAACUGAUGUUGAGUUUUCCAUUAACUUUUUGAUAUGGUUCGACUUUGUUUCGGCCGCGAUCGGCAAUUUCUCUUUCUUUGGUCUGUUUAUAAUUUCCGGCGAGCUGAAAUCCAGGGAAUUCCAGGUAACCAUUGGAUUUCAAAUGUUACGAGCAUCUUGCUAUGAUACUAUCACUUUCGUCUUCACAAGAAUCUCAGCGAAAGGGAUGUCGGAAUGUUACCGAUUAGGAAAGGAAAUUUGGCAACCUUGUUAUUGCCUCUGAAGCAUUGGGUUACUUUGCAGAAUGUGCAGCUUGGGAGCGAAAUUGACCAAGUAUUCUCUUUGCUCUGCUCUUAAUUCUUGUGCUAAAACAAUUAAUUUGUUUUUGGGUCUGCAAAUUCAUGCGCAGAUUGUCAAAAUAGGAUUUGAAGAUAACUUAUAUUUGAACAGUGGACUGGUUAAUUUAUACUCCAAGUGUAAUGCCAUUGUGGAUGCAAAAAGGAUCUUCGUUCAUAUGAAGACUCAUGACCAAGUUUCUUGGACCUCUAUAAUAUCUGGGCUUUCCCAAAAUGGGGCUGGGAGGGAAGCCAUCUUGAUGUUUAAGAAUAUGUUGGUAACUCAGGAUAGACCCAACUGUUUUACUUAUGCCACUGUUAUUAGUUCAUGCCCAAGUCUGAAGGAUGAACUUCCGAAUCAUCUUACAACUUUGUUUCAUGCUCAUGUUAUCAAACUUGGUUUUAUUUUUUUUAGCAGUUUUGUAAUUAGCUCCGCUAUUGAUUGUUACUCAAAACUAGGAAGAAUAGAAGAAGCUGCCCUGCUCUUUUAUGAGGCAAAUGUGAAGGACAAUGUCAUAUUUAAUUCUAUGAUAUCAGGGUUUUCUCAAAACUUGUAUGGGGAAGAGGCAUUAAAACUGUUUGUAGAGAUGAGAGCUAGUAAUUUGAGCUCAACUGAUCAUACAUUAACUAGUGUUUUAAAUGCUUGUGGAAGUCUAACAGUACUUGAACAAGGAAGACAAGUGCAUUCUCUAGUUACAAAAAUGGGAUCAGAGAAUAAUGUGUUUGUGGUCUGUUCUUUGUUAGAUAUGUACUCGAAAUGUGGCAGCGUUGAUGAUGCAUUUAUCAUAUUCAAUCAGACGGUUGAGAAGAACAGUGUGCUUUCGACUUCGAUGAUAAUGGCUUUUGCUCAAUGUGGUAGAGGCUCAGAUGCCUUAAAGCUCUUUGAGAGUUUGUUGACUGAAGAAGGUUUCUUGCCUGAUCAUGUCUGUUUUACUGCAGUUUUAACUGCCUGCAACCAUGCAGGAUUACUAAAUGAGGCAGUUGAAUAUUUCAAUAAAAUGGGCAGUGAAUACAGAUUAGAUCCUCAAAUUGAUCAUUAUGCUUGUUUGAUAGAUCUCUAUGCCAGAAAUGGGCAUGUAGAAAAAGCUAAGGAGUUGAUGGAGAAAAUUCCUUAUGAGUCUAAUUACGUAAUGUGGUGUUCCCUUUUAGGCGCUUGCAAAGUUCAUGUAGAGGUCGAGCUCGGGAGGGAGGUAGCAUAUCGACUCAUCGAGAUGGAUCCAAGUAAUGCUGCACCCUAUGUAACUCUUGCUCAUAUCUAUGCUAGAGCUGGUUUAUGGACACAGUUGGCUGAUAUUAGAAAACAGAUGCAACAAAAAAGGGUAAGGAAAAGUGCAGGGUGGAGCUGGAUUGAGAUAGAUAAGAAAGCGCAUGUCUUCUCAGUUGGUGAUGCUACUCAUCCUAAAUCCUGUGAGAUUUAUUCAAAACUUAACCAACUGGACUUGGAUAUGAGAGGAGAUGAACAUGCAUCAAAAGCACUUGAAUUCCUUGAGUUUUAAUGGCAAUGAUGGAAUGGAGUUCUUGUUUGAAGUUCUGAUAGACUAGUUGGAAAUGAGAAUCUUGUUUUAAGAUGAGAGAUGAACCAUCGUAUUUGUUUAGUAGUGGAAUUAUUUUAGUAAGAUGUAUAUGAUAAAUGAAUGACUCAAUCCAUUUUUAGUUGAACU